This is a messenger RNA of Lymnaea stagnalis (great pond snail), 22886 nucleotides long. Lineage: Eukaryota; Metazoa; Mollusca; Gastropoda; Lymnaeidae. The record is from the annotation of a GenBank genome assembly.
CGUCCAGGUGUUGAUAGAGCACCUACCAUCAAGUUUGAAGGUAGAUAACGUCCAGGUGUUGAAAGAACACCUACCGUCAAGUUUUAAGGUAGAUAACGUCCAGGUGUUGAUAGAGCACCUACCGUCAAGUUUGAAGGUAGAUAACGUCCAGGUGUUGAUAGAGCACCUACCAUCAAGUUUGAAGGUAGAUAACGUCCAGGUGUUGAUCGAACACUUACCGUCAAGUUUUGAAGUAGAUAACGUCCAGGUGUUGAUAGAACACCUCCCGUCAAGUUUGGAAGUAGACAACGUCCAGGUGUUGAUCAUCACCAUGAAGUAUCUCGCAAAGUCGUCAAUGUCAGUUGUUGCCUUUACCGCCGUGACGUUAAUAUGCAACAUGACCACUAUCCGAUGUGGCGGCCCUUAUGACUGGAUGAAGCCGGACAAAUUUAACCAGCUGGACGGCUUAUUUCAUUCGGUCAACGCUGGCAACUGUCGGUCGAAGAGCAAGCAACAGUUACUGAUGAGGAGCGACGUGGUCUCACAGCUCCCGGUUUACAAUCAUCUCCUGUCCAAAGUUUGGUACAGAAACAGGACGUCGCUCAUCCACAUCCACAAUAUGGCAUUAAACAGGGCCAUGUUCCACAGGUAGGCAUGAAACAAAGCCAUGUUUCGCAUGUAGGCAUUAAACAUCGAACUGUUUCACAGGUAGGUUUUAAACAGGGCCUUGACUCACAGGUAGGCAUAGAACAGGGCCUUGAUUCACAGGUAGGCAUAGAACAGGGCCUUGAUUCACAGGUAGGCAUUAAACAUGGAAAUGUUUCACAGGUAGGCAUAGAACAGGGCCUUGAUUCACAGGUAGGCAUAGAACAGGGCCUUGAUUCACAGGUAGGCAUAAAGAUGGAAAUGUUUCACAGGUAGGCAUUAAACAGGGCCUUGACUCACAGGUAGGCACUAAGCAUGGCAAUGUUUCACAGGUAGGCAUUAAACAGGGCCUUGACUCACAGGUAGGCACUAAGUAUGGAAAUGUUUCACAGGUAGGCAUUAAGCAUGGAAAUGUUUCACAUUAAUCAAUGCGUUUUUAAAAACACUUUUAUGUAUUUUGUUAAAGUAAAGAACAACAACCAUUGGGUCAGUUACGAAGUACGAGUUAAGGUUAUAUUUAUUUUUAUUUUUUUGCUGGCGUCCGUCCGUCACAAGCACGGAAUCCAAAAGGGUUGGGAUUAUCCUUUUUAGGAUUAUAAGCUGGUUCCCACACUGCAAAUCGUCUCUCACCACGCCGCUGGAUGAGCCAAGGGAACUUCAUAAGUGGAUGGCACAGCUUGGCGCCAGUGGCGUCGAAGGAGGUGUCGGCAUGUUUCAUUGUGUCAAUGUUAUCCGCCAACGGGUCUCCAUCUCCGGCUUUGAAUUCAGGGUUCCCUUCUCUUAGAUGAGUUGUCAUCCAAGUUUAACGAGUCCCAUCCACCGGGGGGGGGGGGGGGGGACUUCUGGUGAUCGUUUUUGCUUGUCGUGGCUUCGGUUGGGGAUUGAAGUCCAGAACACGAACCUUGGAUUGACUCAGUUUAGACCAGCCCCCCAGAGUUAUACAUUUGAAUUCUAACUAUUGUUUCUUUAAGACGCACAAGUUAGUUUUAAAAUUCCAAGGUGAAACUUCAUUAUCGUUUCAGCUACAUACUGCAAAAAAUGAACGACUCUGAAAGUUUUCAUAAACAGCCGGACUGGAGGUAUUUCUACUUCAGCGCCGCCUCUGACGUCAAUGCCAACCCCAACGUGCUCAACGGAAGCGCCUUUUACUUUGACACUGAUUGCCACUAUGCCAACUGGUAAAUGUCAUUAAUAAUAUGCAGUGGCGUAGCUAGUGCUAGGGUUGUUGUCGUACAGAGCAGGCCAUCAUUUGCCUAAAACUUUUUUAAAGACCUAUUUGAUGAUAUUUUUAAAAUCAAUUUUGUUUAUGGUUUUUAAACUCUGUCUCCCCCUUCCCUCCCCCACUUUAUAUAUUUAAAAAUGUGUUUUAGGCUCCCAACUUUACCAUUCAACAAGACAAUCCACUUAUUUGGGCCACGAGCUUUCAGAUGGGACGACUACAGGGACCAGGACAACUACCUACGAGAACCAACUCGAACAGUUGUAAAAGUCACAGAUAUCGGGAGCGGGAAUAGUAAUUACACCCACCCUGGGUACAAAAUGAACACCUGGUGAGCACUUGGUUUUAACAUGCCCGGAGGGGGGCGGAGGGUAGGUGGAAUUAGGGUGUCAAUUUUAUGAUGGGAUGUCAGUGGGGCACCUAAAGGUAUUGAAGGUCAACGUCAACUGUGAAAGCUUCGUGUCAGUCGUUAGAUCUUGAUGUCACAUGGUUUGAUGCCAACAUUCGUUUGGGCAUGUCAGGUGCGAGUGAAAUGGUGACUGCACGGGAAAUAUGUCAUCGGGGAAAUCUGGGUGCAAGUUGACGGGGCUGAAUACCCAUCGGUUGGGAUAUGUGCCAGGAGACUGGUUUGAAUGCCAGUCGAUGGUAGUUGGUACCAGCAGAAAGGACUGAAUGCCAGGCGGUAGUGGUUGGUACCAGUAGACAGGACUGAAUGCCAGGCGGUAUUUGUUGGUACCAGCAGACAGGACUGAAUGCCAGGCGGUAGUGGUUGGUACCAGUAGACAGGACUGAAUGCCAGGCGGUAGUGGUUGGUACCAGCACACAGGACUGAAUGCCAGGCGGUAGUGGUUGGUACCAGUAGGCGGGACUGGAUGCCAGGCGGUAGUGGUUGGUACCAGUAGACAGGACUGAAUGCCAGGCGGUAGUGGUUGGUACCAGUAGACAGGACUGAAUGCCAGGCGGCAGUGGUUGGUACCAGUAGACAGGACUGAAUGCCAGUCGGUAAAGAUUGGUUUCAGUAAGGUCUCUACAAUCCAGCAUUCGAAACCAAGGUACUAAUGUUAUAACUUGGUCUUAUAGGUACACAACCUGGCUGCCAGAUACACAUGCAAACGAAGACUCGCUGACCAAGUUCACAUAUUACAUUGAUAUAAAACAGUCCAACGUAACAGGUAGGUCACCUGGACAUUUAAGACAGAGGUAAAGGUUAACUAUUAUCACCAGAGAUUUUGAGUUUUCCCUCUCCAGCAGGUUACUGUAACAUAUAUCUCCCAUCUUCUCCAGCAGAUUACUGUAACAAAUAUCUCCAAUCUUCUUUAGCAGGUUACUGUAACAAAUAUCUCCCAUCUUCUUCAGCAGGUUACACUGUAACAAAUCUCCCAUCUUCUCGAACAGGUUACGCAGUAAAAAUAUCUCCCAUCUUCUCCAGCUGGUUACACUGUAACAAAUCGCCCAUCUUCUCGAACAGGUUACGCAGUAAAAAUAUCUCCCAUCUUGUCCAGCAGGACACACUGUCACACUUAUCUUCCACAUGAUACACUGAUAUUUUGUAUCUUUUAUUUUCUUCGCCAGGAAAAUUUCAAGCUGACCAAAAUGAACGUUUCGCUUUCUUCGGCCCGUCCAUGCCGGGGGCGGCUGAUACGGAGCCCAAAAUGCUCCCCGUGCAGUUCACGGCGCCCUAUUUUGACUGUGGGGGCGCCAACAAGUGGGUGGUCAGUGCCGUGUCGCCGGUUGUUGAUUUUAUGCCGAGAUAUUCAAACUUUACUCACCUGAGACGUCAGAAGUAAGUGCUACCUGAUUCAAGAGGAGGUGAGGGGGGGGGGGGCGGGGGUUAAUUUAAGAGGACAAGGCUAAAUUGUUGGGAUGAGUAGAAAUUUAGAUAGCUUAAAGCAANUCACAGUUUUGUGAUACGUGUUCUGAGACCUCACUGAAGUCACAGUUUUGUGAUACGUGUUCUGAGACCUCACUGAAGUCACAGUUUUGUGAUACGUGUUCUGAGACCUCACUGAAGUCACAGUUUUGUGAUACGUGUUCUGAGACCUCACUGAAGUCACAGUUUUGUGAUACGUGUUCUGAGACCUCACUGAAGUCACAGUUUUGUGAUACGUGUUCUGAGACCUCACUGAAGUCACAGUUUUGUGAUACGUGUUCUGAGACCUCACUGAAGUCACAGUUUUGUGAUACGUGUUCUGAGACCUCACUGAAGUCACAGUUUUGUGAUACGUGUUCUGAGACCUCACUGAAGUCACAGUUUUGUGAUACGUGUUCUGAGACCUCACUGAAGUCACAGUUUUGUGAUACGUGUUCUGAGACCUCACUGAAGUCACAGUUUUGUGAUACGUGUUCUGAGACCUCACUGAAGUCACAGUUUUGUGAUACGUGUUCUGAGACCUCACACAAGUCACAGUUUUGUGAUACAUGUUCUGAGACCUCACUGAAGUCACAGUUUUGUGAUACGUGUUCUGAGACCUCACUGAAGUCACAGUUUUGUGAUACAUGUUCUGAGACCUCACUGAAGUCACAGUUUUGUUAUACAUGCUCAUGUUCUGAGACCUCACUGAAGUCACAGUUUUGUUAUACAUGUUCAUGUUCUGAGACCUCACACAAGUCACAGUUUUGUGAUACAUGUUCUGAGACCUCACUGAAGUCACAGUUUUGUUAUACAUGUUCAUGUUCUGAGACCUCACACAAGUCACAGUUUUGUGAUACGUGUUCUGAGACCUCACACAAGUCACAGUUUUGUUAUACAUGUUCAUGUUCUGAGACCUCACUGAAGUCACAGUUUUGUGAUACGUGUUCUGAGACCUCACACAAGUCACAGUUUUGUGAUACGUGUUCUGAGACCUCACACAAGUCACAGUUUUGUUAUACAUGUUCAUGUUCUGAGACCUCACUGAAGUCCCAGUUUUGUUAUACGUGUUCUGAGACCUCACACAAGUCACAGUUUUGUGAUACGUGUUCUGAGACCUCACACAAGUCACAGUUUUGUUAUACGUGUUCUGAGACCUCACACAAGUCACAGUUGUGUGAUACGUGUUCUGAGACCUCACACAAGUCACAGUUUUGUGAUACGUGUUCUGAGACCUCACACAAGUCACAGUUUUGUUAUACGUGUUCUGAGACCUCACACAAGUCACAGUUUUGUUAUACGUGUUCUGAGACCUCACACAAGUCACAGUUUUGUGAUACGUGUUCUGAGACCUCACACAAGUCACAGUUUUGUUAUACGUGUUCUGAGACCUCACACAAGUCACAGUUGUGUGAUACGUGUUCUGAGACCUCACACAAGUCACAGUUUUGUUAUACGUGUUCUGAGACCUCACACAAGUCACAGUUUUGUGAUACGUGUUCUGAGACCUCACACAAGUCACAGUUUUGUGAUACGUGUUCUGAGACCUCACACAAGUCACAGUUAAUUAUGUUUCUGUUUGAUAAUGUCUUUGUAGGUUUGUGGGCGUGGUCGUCAUGGACAUUGACCUGAACAAGAUUGACUUCAACUCUUGUGGGGUCAGUCCAGGGAACCCAGGCCCCAGUUAUUUGUCUGGGAUAGACAGGUGUAAGAGAACCACAUCGGUAAGUUCACCUGUGCUUAUGGCAUUACCAUUGCAUCUGGCCAAUUCAGAGCAUUCACUGAACCCAUUAGCUAAAAUAUAUUUUCGCGAAACGUCUGUUAAAGAAAUGGCCGUUAAUUUUUUUCACACUUAGGCUUAACAUACAAAUAAAAAGUGGAUAUUAAUAUGUAUUAUCGUUAAAGUUCAGUUUAAAAAAAUGUUAAUGGAUUUUAAUAUAAAUUAUUAUUAUUAUUAUUAGUAAAGAAAUGGCCGUUAAUUUUUUUUUAACACUUAGGCUUAACAUACAAAUAAAAAGUGGAUAUUAAUAUGUAUUAUCGUUAAAGUUCAGUUUAAAUGGAUUUGUUAAUGGAUUUUAAUAUAAAUUAUUAUUAUUUGUCCGUUUAAGAAAGGAUUUAUGUGCUCGCUAUGUCACUACAGCACAAUCAUGUACAAGUGGUAUGUCUGGAUACCUGGGCUGGAUUAUAUGAUAAGUCAGUUGUACUUCAUUAAAUGACAGAAUGCAGGGGAAAAAUAAUAUGACAAGCCCAUUGUAGUUCAUUAGAUGACAGAUUGUCGAGGCAGGAUUAUAUGACAAGCCAAAUCAGGGCAACUUAAUAUGAGCAUAAACUAGGCACCAAUCAUAUGAGAUAAUAACUCGGCAAUCAUUAAUUUAACAUAUAAUAACAUAUUUGGGGCAUUACAUACCAUACAAACUCCACUGUUUUGUGAGGUUUCUGAAUAAUUUUAUAUUAUGUCAUUACACCCCCCCCCCCUUUUUUUUGGAGUCUAGAUCGAGAUUUGAUUUGACAUUUUUACCGCCGUUAUAUAAAAAAAUCCACAACAUUUUGAGUAAUAUGUGUACCAAGUUUAGAUCUAAAAAGUUCAUUGAAUCAAGGACAUAACUCUUUGAAUUUAGUUAGCCAAAAUCUUGACAUCGCUCUCCAGAAGGUAAAUGCACUUGAUACAACUAUUGAUAUCGGNCGGCAAUCAUUAAUUUAACAUAUAAUAACAUAUUUGGGGCAUUACAUACCAUACAAACUCCACUGUUUUGUGAGGUUUCUGAAUAAUUUUAUAUUAUGUCAUUACCCCCCCCCCCCCUUUUUUUUGGAGUCUAGAUCGAGAUUUGAUUUGACAUUUUUACCGCCGUUAUAUAAAAAAAUCCACAACAUUUUGAGUAAUAUGUGUACCAAGUUUAGAUCUAAAAAGUUCAUUGAAUCAAGGACAUAACUCUUUGAAUUUAGUUAGCCAAAAUCUUGACAUCGCUCUCCAGAAGGUAAAUGCACUUGAUACAACUAUUGAUAUCGGGAAAAGGAAAUAAUGAAAGGUAGACACAAAUACCAACACUCGGAUAUAUUGAAAUGUUAAUAAUCAGAAAUUAAGGGGUACAGACGUAGAAAGGGGUAUAGAGAGAAAAAGGUAAGUGAAAGAAAGGCAAAAGAAGGUUAACGAAAACAUUAAGGAACUAAUUGGAUGGAACUAUGAGAGAUUGCCGGGAAAAAGGAACUAUGAGAGUCUGUCCGGAAAAAGGAACUAUGAGAGUCUGUCGGUAAAAGGAAAUGGGAGAGGCUGUCGGGAACAUGACAAUAUGAGAGGCUGUCGGGAACAUGACAAUAUGAGAGGCUGUCGGGAACAUGACAAUAUGAAAGGCUGUCGGGAACAUGACAAUAUUAGAGGCUGUCGGGAACAUGGCAAUAUGAGAGGCUGUCGGGAACAUGGCAAUAUGAGAGGCUGUCGGGAAAAAGGAAAUAUGAGAGUCUGUCGGUAAAAGUAAAUGGGAGAGGCUGUCGGGAACAUGACAAUAUGAGAGGCUGUCGGGAACAUGACAAUAUGAGAGGCUGUCGGGAACAUGACAAUAUGAGAGGCUGUCGGGAACAUGACAAUAUUAGAGGCUGUCGGGAGCAUGGCAAAAUGAGAGGCUGUCGGGAACAUGGCAAAAUGAGAGGCUGUCGGGAACAUGACAAUAUGAGAGGCUGUCGGGAAAUCGGAAACAAAUGGGAGGGCAAUUUUAGGUGUGAUCGGGGGAGGAUUUUCGGUUGACAUCAGGUGAAUGGUGAUUCAUUUCAUGUGAAAUAUUAGUGGAUCGUUGAGUGUAAAGCGAUUGCAUUUUCAGUUGAUUAUAAGAAGGAAGGCAAUCCUUUGUUAUUUUGGAUGGAGAAAGUAACGCCAUGAAAGAGGAGACAAGGACAUGAGAACGGAGGGCAGGGGAGUUUUGAGCACAUUUGUGAGAACAAAGGCAGAUCUACGUCUCUGGUAAUAGAUGAAUUGGAGGCUUUCUGGACAGCAGAUUGUAAUUACAUUUUAACCAAAAAAAAAAAUAAUUUUCUACAAAAUUGGAGAAACAAAGAGACGCCUAGGCUUGAGAAAGAUAGAGUUGUCAAGAGACCGCCCUAAUCAGGGCGCGGAUCAGCUAGGGAUUUCUUGAGAACCUGGAAGUGAAAUCAAUAAUUCACGUCUUUUAAACAACACCGCUGCUGGACGUUAUACCGCUGCAUUGUAGAAAGCUGCAAACGUGUUUUGCUGGACCAUUAGAAACGAUUUAGAAAAGUGCGUUCCCGAUAUGGUGGUCCGCGGACCUACAGUGGUCCGCGAGCUUUAUUUUGCCGGUCCGCACAACAUGUAUAUUUACGGUCAAAUAAAGAAGAUUUCAUAAAUAAAGCUGGCACCUGCCCUGGGUUCAUUUUCGGAACUAGUCCACUGGUACGCCAGACUUAUGAUUGGGUAAACGCUGCUCUAACGCACGUUACAUCAAUUUUUCUUUUUACUUAAUUCCAUUAAGUCAACCAUUCAAUCAAUCACUGAGUCAAUCAUUAAGUCAACCAUUAAGUCAAUCACUGAGUCAAUCAUUAAGUCAAUCACUGAGUCAACCAUUAAGUCAAUCACUGAGUCAACCAUUAAGUCAAUCACUGAGUCAACCAUUAAGUCAAUCACUGAGUCAAUCAUUAAGUCAAUCACUGAGUCAAUCAUUAAGUCAAUCACUGAGUCAAUCAUUAAGUCAAUCACUGAGUCAACCAUUAAGUCAAUCACUGAGUCAACCAUUAAGUCAAUCACUGAGUCAAUCAUUAAGUCAAUCACUGAGUCAAUCAUAAGUCAAUCACUGAGUCAACCAUUAAGUCAAUCACUGAGUCAACCAUUAAGUCAAUCACUGAGUCAAUCAUUAAGUCAAUCACUGAGUCAAUCAUUAAGUCAAUCACUGAGUCAAUCAUUAAGUCAAUCACUGAUUCAACCAUUAAGUCAAUCACUGAGUCAAUCAUUAAGUCAAUCACUGAGUCAAUCAUUAAGUCAAUCACUGAGUCAACCAUUAAGUCAAUCACUGAGUCAAUCAUUAAGUCAAUCACUGAGUCAACCAUUAAGUCAAUCACUGAGUCAUUAAUUAAGUCAAUCACUGAGUCAACCAUUAAGUCAAUCACUGAGUCAAUCAUUAAGUCAAUCACUGAGUCAAUCAUUAAGUCAAUCACUGAGUCAAUCAUUAAGUCAAUCACUGAGUCAACCAUUAAGUCAAUCACUGAGUCAACCAUUAAGUCAAUCACUGAGUCAAUCAUUAAGUCAAUCACUGAGUCAAUCAUAAGUCAAUCACUGAGUCAACCAUUAAGUCAAUCACUGAGUCAACCAUUAAGUCAAUCACUGAGUCAAUCAUUAAGUCAAUCACUGAGUCAAUCAUUAAGUCAAUCACUGAGUCAAUCAUUAAGUCAAUCACUGAUUCAACCAUUAAGUCAAUCACUGAGUCAACCAUUAAGUCAAUCACUGAGUCAAUCAUUAAGUCAAUCACUGAGUCAAUCAUAAGUCAAUCACUGAGUCAAUCAUUAAGUCAAUCACUGAGUCAAUCAUUAAGUCAAUUUGUCGUUAUUAAAUUUUUCAUAACGUGGAUUGUCACCUCUCUCUCCCUUUGUUUAUUCGGCUAGGUCUUAGAUGUCCAUAUGUAUUCGGCUAGGUCUUAGAUGUCCAUAUCUAUUCGGCUAGGUCAUAGAUGUCCAUAUCUAUUCGGCUAGGUCAUAGCUGUCCAUAUCUAUUCGGCUAGAUCUUAGAUGUCCAUAUCUUUUCAGCUAGGUUUUAGCUGUGCAUAUCUAUUCGGCUAGGUCAUAGAUGUCCAUAUCUAUUCGGCUAGAUGUUAUAUGUCUAUUCUUUCCCUCAGAGUGCGGAGUUGUGUAUAAAUGUUUCUCUAUUCAAAGUGCAAGCACAAGGCAGGAUUCGGCCUCAAAAGGGGUGGAUAUAUCUGUGUUUGCAAACCGGGUACCCGCUGGCCGUGGUGGCAAGAGCCGCCCUACCAGGGCGCCGACAUUGAAAUGGCCACGGAGGAGGAGUACAAGGCUGGCUUCUUGUGCUUAAAAAAUCAACGUAAGAAAAUGUGAAGAAUGUCUGUUGGCAUCAACACUCACUUCAUUCAGUCUGUUGGCGUCAACACUCACUUCAUUCAGUCUGUUGGCGUCAACACUCACUUCAUUCAGUCUGUUGGCGUCAACACACAAUUCAGUCUGUCUCUAGGUGUCUUGGUCUGUCAAUUAAUGUCAUCAGACUCUAUAGUAUGUCUGCUAAAUGAACGACUAUUUCUGUAUUGUGUAUGGGCCAGUCUUGUUUUCAUUGAUUCAUAGCAGUUUUGAUAUUUUACCUGGAUAAUAAUAUUUUGUACUGUAAUCUUUUAAACUUGUUUGUCUAAAUGAGAUGGGAACGUUGAAUCGAUGAAGUAAGUUUGUAAUUCUUCCGUAAAUUAUAAAUUCCAAAAUUAUUUGCCUUACUUUGAAUCAGGCCUGCACAACCCAGAAUGUAAGGAGGGCCGUAAAACAUUACAAAAAACUUGUGCGGGCCAAACAAACAAAAAAAAAAAUCGGACAAGGGGAAAGGUAUUAAGAAAAUAAUAAGAAUAAAGAAUACUUCGUUACUUCGCGGGCCGCAAAGUGAGUGCUAGUGGGCCGCAUGCGGCCCGCGGUCCGUAUGUUGUGCAGGCUUGCUUUAAAUGUUUCUUUAAUUAUAUUAAUAAACCUACCAGCCAUCACGACCAGAUAUAUAGUACUGCCUUCAGUGAUUCUUGGCAUAUAGUAAAUCCACCGGCCAACGAUCCCCAGAUACCUUAGUCCUGCCUGUCAUUGAUCGUUACCCUGGUGUCCACUUUGAACUAGGGGACCAGAUCGUCAGUAGCGGAGGUCCGCCAGCGAACUCUCAAGCUGAUGGUCAAGCCGAGAAGCAAAGAUCUUCAGGUAAAGAACGCUUUUACCCAAUCUGGUCGGUCACCGUUGUCUUAUUAAUCAUGAUUAUCUAAGCGCCCCUACACAUGUUAGUGGUUUUUAUUAAUCAAGUUUAUCCAAGCGCCACCUACAUUGGGCAUCACAAAAUAACACUCACUCCUUUGGAAACUUUAGAUUUACGAUGUUACUCUCUAAGAGAUGAUAUAUUAUAUAUAAUGCUUUUAUUUUGACACAGACGAUAACGAAAUAGAGACCAGACGAUUUAUAUAUAUAUAUAUAUAUAUAUAUAUAUAUAUAUAUAUAUAUAUAUAUAUAUAUAUAUAUAUAAGAAUGAGCUAGAGUUACAUAACGCCAAAGGGGAUAUACUUUUUAAGUACGUUCGGAUUCCUAAAAACAAUCAUAGUUAUUUUCUGUUAUUUUACUGAAAUCAAAUCAAUUUAAAUGUGCAAAACAAUAUUUUAAAUCCGCUUUUAUUUUAUUAAAAGUUAAAGUGUUAUUAUUCUAAAUUACACAAAUACAUUUAAAAUAUCAAACAAGGAAUUAUUUUAAGCAUUUUACCCGAAUGUAAAAGUUAUAUACGCCUCUGCUCGGAAUACAUAGGCCUACCGUCCACACUUACGGUAAUAUUAAUUGUAAUUGUAAUACACUCAGAAAACCGAGCUCGUGCUGUGUUAUUCUCACUAUUUACACGAACUUUGUAAUGAACACAUCUUACAUAUGAAGAAAAAAAAACAACAACAGCACGAUAGAGCGAAGCCGCGAAAGUGGAAGCUCGAAGUGGCUAGGGACGACUGUAAUUUAGGUUUAUCCUGAAUAUCUCGGCGAAAGUGGAAGCUCGAAGUGGCUAGGGACGACUGUAAUUUAGGUUUAUCCUGAAUAUCUCGGCGAAAGUGGAAGCUCGAAGUGGCUAGGGACGACUGUAAUUUAGGUUUAUCCUGAAUAUCUCGGCGAAAGUGGAAGCUCGAAGUGGCUAGGGAUGACUGUAAUUUAGGUUUAUCCUGAAUAUCUCCUCCCCCCCCCUCCCCUCCCACCACCCUGUUACCUUGCACCGCUAAGCUCACUGUAAAGAUCAUAGAAAUUAAUUUAAGUUUUGGGAUGUACGGAGUGAUGGCUUUAGUAUGAUAUGAGUUGGAAAAAUUGAGCAAGUGAGAUGGCACGACAUGUUUAGAUUAAGAAGGUAAUGGAUUCUUCAUUGCAAUUUUUGUUUUCUAGGCGAUGUCCAUGGUGACCAACACUCGCAAUCACGUGAUCCAACAGACCGGGACAGCAUAAAAAAGAUCAUCGAAGAUGCGGAGAUGAUACGAGAGUUUCGGAUAAGAGUGUGUUUGCUUUGGAGACUUCUAGCCUUUGAAGAUACUGAAAUUAUCUAUAGAGAUUUGUCUGGACAUUUAUAGAGAUUUGAAUGGACAUCUAUAGGGAUUGGACUGGACAUCUAUAGAGAUUUGUCUGGACAUCUAUAGAGAUUUGAAUGGACAUCUAUAGGGAUUAGACUGGAAAUCUAUAGGGAUUUGACUGGACAUCUAUAGAGAUUUGAAUGGAAAUCUAUAGAGAUUUGACUGGACAUUUAUAGAGAUUUGACUGGACAUCUAUAGAGAUUUGACUGGAUAUCUUUAGGGAUUUAAUGUACAAAACCACCCAUGCGGUCACCAAAUACAAGUCAACAAAAUAAAAGUCAAACCCAAAUUGCAAUGACCCCCACGAUAGUUAUUAAGAGACACAGCCCAGAUGCAAAAUGUUGAGAACCGCUGACAACAAAAUGAAGUUAGGAAUUAUAUUUGUGAAUAUUCAACAACUUGAAACAAUGGUGAGCCAGUAAUAGGAUAGAUUAAAGCCAGAAAUAUCUAAAUUAGGCUUAUAGCAAAGCCUCUAGAGCAGGCCUGCACAACAUACGGCCCGCGGGCCACAUGCGGCCCACAAGCACCCAGUUUGCGUUCGCGAAGUAACGAAACAUUCUUUAUUCUUAUUAUUUUCUUUAUUGCUUUCCCCCGUCCUAUUAUUUUUUUGGUCCCGCACAAGUCCUGUCCUAUUUUCCUUUGGUCGCACAAGUUUUUCAUAAAGUAUUACGGCCCGCCUUACAUUUUGAGUUGUGCAGGCCUGCUCUAGAGGUUAAAUACACUAUAAAGGGUGGGCGGAAACUUUAAUAGGAAUAUAAUAUGUGCCUUAAAUAGAGGGUUGCCGCCAUAUGUUUAAUGCAAGAUAUCAAGUUCAGGUUUUCUGAGGUCACUUUACGAGUCACCUGUCAAAUAAAUAUCCAUUGUAAAGCCUAAGCGUGUAUGUACAAACAUACGUCGGUCAUCAAGUUUGUAUGUACACACAUACGUCGUUAAACAAGUUUGUAUGUACAAACAUACGUGUACAAACAUACGUCGGUCAUCAAGUUUGUAUGUACACACAUACGUCGUUAAACAAGUUUGUAUGUACAAACAUACGUCGGUCAUCAAGUUUGUAUGAUGAAACAUCCGCCAUUAAAUAGUUUGUAUGUACAAACAUACGUCGGUCAACAAGUUUUUAUUUACAAACAUACGUCGUUAAACAAGUUGUAUGUACAAACAUACCUCUGUCAUUAAGUUUGUAUGAUGAAACAUCCGUCAUUAAACAAGUUUGUAUGUACAAACAUACGUCGGUCACCAAGUUGGUAUGAUGAAACAUCCGUCAUUAAACAAGUUUGUAUGUACAAACAUACGUCGGUCAUCAAGUUUGUAUGAUCAAACAAUCCAUCAUUAAACAAGUUUGUAUGUACAAACAUACGUCGGUCACCAAGUUUGAAUGUACAAACGUACGUCACUGACCAAGUUUGUGUGAUCAAACAUCCGUCAUUAAACACGUUUGUAUGUACAAACAUACGUUUGUCACCAAGUUUGUAUGUACAGACAACAGCCGUUCAAGAAUGUCGGCUAUAAAUGAAAGAGGUAAUCAAUUUUCUCCGGCGAAUGGCCCGCAAAGUUAGAAUGGGGGAACACCCUGUAUUGCAAAUCAUUUAAUAUGGAUCUUGAGAGUUAUCAAGAUAGAAUUCGAGAUGCGUCAAGAUAGAUUUGUGAGAGCUUACAAAGUAGAAUGUGAUAGAUUUGUGAGAGCUUUCAAAGUAGAAUGUGAUAGAUUUGUGAGAGCUUUCAAAGUAGAAUUUGAUAGAUUUGUGAGAGCUUUCAAAGUAGAAUUUGAUAGAUUUGUGAGAGCUUUCAAAGUAGAAUUUGAUAGAUUUGUGAGAGCUUUCAAAGUAGAAUUUGAUAGAUUUGUGAGAGCUUUCAAAAUAGAAUUUGAUAGAUUUGUGAGAGCUUUCAAAGUAGAAUUUGAUAGAUUUGUGAGAGCUUUCAAAGUAGAAUUUGAUAGGUUUGUGAGAGCUUUCAAAGUAGAAUUUGAUAGGUUUGUGAGAGCUUUCAAAGUAGAAUUUGAUGGGUUUGUGAGAGCUUUCAAAGUAGAAUUUGAUAGAUUUGUGAGAGCUUUCAAAGUAGAAUUUGAUAGAUUUGUGAGAGCUUUCAAAGUAGAAUUUGAUAGAUUUGUGAGAGCUUUCAAAGUAGAAUUUGAUAGAUUUGUGAGAGCUUUCAAAGUAGAAUUUGAUAGAUUUGUGAGAGCUUUCAAAGUAGAAUUUGAUAGAUUUGUGAGAGCUUUCAAAGUAGAAUUUGAUAGAUUUGUGAGAGCUUUCAAAGUAGAAUUUGAUAGAUUUCCAAGUACAAUUGCCGACCGACAAAAGGACAGAGCGACAGUCUGACUUCUGGCAGACGACCGAGAACCCAAAUCAAUUUCGGCUGAAACUGAAAAACAACCCAAAAUUAACUUGUCUGUUUCGGCCGAAGACGAAGCUAUGCCGAAAUCGAUCAUUUGGCAACUUUCGGCACGAAAACCGAAACUGAAAUUCGGUCGGCCUCUAGACCACGUGAAGUCCCAAUCUGAGUUAUUGAUUAUCUUCGAACACGCGGAUCGCAAUGUAAUCGAUUUUCUGUGAUAAUAAAUUGGUUAAAAUUGAAUUAAUUUUUUUGAUGAUCUAUUGGAGUAUAUGACAUUCUUGCUCUGGUUGUUCCUUAUAAGGUAGGUCACCCUAGUGUCAUUAGUCACACUACGGGUGAACGACACAAUUCUACAGACAUCUAAAUAUUACCCCCAUGUAUAAUAGAUGGAGGAAAAAAAAGUUUCCCAACAGAAAAGAAACUAAAACAGUGUCCAAUGAAGCAUUGACAGAAAUGAAAGCAAACUUUAAUGGACCGAAAUACUAUGACAAGACAGAUGUUGACCUAAAAGCAGACAUGUGAUCAGAGCAGACAGACACUUCUCACAAAGGGAUUGAAAUGAGUUUUGUGCCACAAUCACGAUGCCUUGUAAACCAUAACAGAGGCGAAGUGGUCCAAGUGGUGACUAAUAUUUUACUAUACACAAACACAAUACAAAAUAUCGUAUCCGGAAAUUUGAUCGAACGAAAUUUCGUCGACGGUAAAUUGAUCGACUGAAAUUUGAUCGAAACUUUUUUCUUCUUCAGUUUUUACGUUAAAAUUUUGCUUCAAAUUUCUUUUUGAACGCAUUAAUUUUUGUUUACUAUAUAGUAUAAUGCGUUCAAAAAUAAAUUUGACAAAAUUUUGACGCGCCAUUUGAAAAAAAAAAAAAAAAAAAGAUUCGACUAAAUUUCGUUCGAUCAAAUUUCCGUCGAUCAAUUUACCGUCAACGAAAUUUCUUUCGAUGAAAUUUCCGGUAAUUACGAAAUAUACCUCAUGAAAAUCCGAACACCCUUGGAGCUGAUAUCAUAUUAAUCUCAAUGCUCCAAUGAUUAGCUGAUGAAUAAUCGUCUUUUCUUCUUAAACUUUAUAAUGUAUCAACACACUAUAGAAUGUUCAAUUUUCUUCAAAUACAUUACAUCACCGGUUCUCAACCUUUGGGUCACACCCCCUUGGGGGGUCGCACGACCCUUUCUCAGGGGUCAUCUAAGACCACCUGAGAACACAUGUGCUCUAUAGUUAUGAUGUAUAACCGAAAAUAAUUUUGAGGCUGGGGUCGCCACAACACGAUGAACUGUAUAAGGGGUCACUGUCAUAGGAAGGUUGAGAACCACUGCAUUACAUGAAUCGACUGUCAUAUUAUUCCAAAAUGAAACCUAAGAACAAGGUAUGCUAAACUAGAAUCCACAAAGAAGGCAAAACUUGAAUGCAGUCCAUCGAUUAUCACUUAAUUUAUGUGCAGUCCAAUUAAUUAUUAUCAGAUUAUUCCACCUCCAAUUUCUUGUUUCUUUCUUCGCUCUCGCCGACUGGCCAGUUUUUCUCAAGUCCCAAUACUCUUGUAUAUUACAUAAUUAAUAACUCCCUUAGUAAUUAUGUCCCAUAUAUCCAGAUCUGUGACAAGUUGUACUAGAGCGUAUGAACUAAUUUGAAAUAUUUGCAGGCAAGGCGCGACGUCAAGUCUCCACAUGCAAACGAUGACAACGGAAGCACAGAGGACGAUUACGUCAUCAAAAACAUGGUGGAUGUGGACGUAGAGAGAUUGUAUCAGGUAAAGGACAGGAAAUUCUCCAUGCUAUUCCUGGGCAACUUCACUGUUUACCAACGAGAAUAUUUAUCAUUGCUUAAUGUCGUUGCCAUGUAUCAAUACUGAGUACCUGCAUAAGUCCUCAUCAACUUAACGCUUCAGGAAAACUUUAACAUUUAUAAACCAAACAUUUAGACAAAAUAAACAGUCGAGAUUGUCUACAAAGUCAUAGGUUUUAUGCUAUAGCCCAACAAUAAAAUUUGACGAAAAAUGUCUUUAAAAAAAAUGACCAAGAAGAAUAAUUUCAAAAGAUUGUUUGACAACAACAGGACUCGAGAAUGGACCUUUUAUUAUUUCUAUUUUUAUUUUAUUUUAUAUUGGUUGGGGGGGGGGGGAAUUUUUGAGAUCAAAAUGCACCCAGAGCCUUUGAUUCGUUACUACAUGCGUUGCAAAUCGUAAAUUUGAUCGAAAGAAAUUAAGGCGACGGUAAAUUGAUCGACGGAAAAUUGAUCGAACGGAAAUUUGGUUGAAACUUUUUUUCAGUUCACACGUAUAAAUUUCCGUCAAAUUUCUUUUUGAACGCACUAUACUAUAUAGUAGAACAAAAUAAUGCGUUCAAAAAGAAAUUUGAACCAAAUUUUAACGUAAAAACUUUUUUUUUUUAAUUUCGACCAAAUUUCCGUUUGAUCAAAUUACCGUCGAUCCAUUUACCGUCGACGAAAUUUCUUUCCAUCAAAGUUCUGGAUACGGGUGCGAUCCAAUCCUGUACUACUUAUUAGUUUUGGUUUACAUUUUUUUUUUUGGAGCGGGAGUCAUACAAUUAUCCCAGGCGAUGCUCUAUUCAGCUAUUUGCAUAUUAUAUAAAUAGUGGACUUUCAUGUCUCGGUUAGCGGCGUCCACUCCUAUCACCUUAUAUUGAUCCGCAAAGAGGUCGAACUACUUUUGAUGUGUAUUGUCUUGGUUUUGUGUGUGAGACAGUAAACUCUAAGGACAGUCCUGGAAUGAACAGAACCUGGCAAAGCCACUGCUUCAUGACCUUCGACCUCAAUGUUAGCUUCUCAUUUCUCUUAAACUUUUUAUUGUAGUUCAUCUCGCCCUCUUUAUUUCCCCCCCCCCCUUUUUUUUUUUGCAGGAUGACGUCAGAGCACACGUGGAACUAAGAAACCAAUUGCUGGCGGGAAAUGGCAUGAAAAAAAACUUGAGUUCGAUCGAAACCACGCUGCUAGAGAGUAUGACUAAACUGCGCGACAGACACGCCGAGCGUUUUAAAAGUCUGCCAACCUCAGGUCAUGGACGAGUGAAGCGGGCCUCUGUGUUUGAUGACCAGGCUUUUGACAGGUAAGAUUAAUUGGAGAUAUCAUUUAUAAUUUAAUUUUUUUUUUUUUUUUUUUUUAAAGAAGGCUUUAAAAAAUAACGACUGCUUUGGCAGAAGUAAAAAUAUUUAAUGACAAUGAUACAGAAUUUCAAUGACAAUGAUACAGAAUUUCAAUGACAAUGAUACAGAAUUUCAAUAACAUGUUAAGAUUUUCAAUUACUGAUUUUAAAAAAAAAAUUAAAACUUAGGGAUUUAAUUUAUAAUGUUUUUUUUUUUUUUAAAUUCUUUUAAUUCGUUAUGAAAGGAAGGUACAUUAUUUUUUUUGGGAGGUAUAAUUUUUUCCAAAUUAAAGGAUGAUGAAAAUUAUGCGUCAGAAGGCCAGUGUAACGUCAUCCAGUUGUCACAAACUUCCGAACCACCAACUCUUUCUACCCGGUGACGUCAGUUACGGAGUCAACGCACAGUUUGAGUCUGAAGGAAGAACAGCCCUACGGCUGUCUCACUUCCUGUCUUUAAUGCUGCAGGUCUGUGUCUUAGGCUGUCUCACUUCCUGACUUUAUCUUUCAUUAUGAAACUGCGCUUUUUAAAAGUUACCUUCUGCUGCUAUGACUGUUUUAUGUACUUAACUAGCUGUUUUGCCCCGUGUUGAUCGGGGUUUCGCUUUAUAGGAAUAUUAACAAAACCACAGCAAUAUUGAUUUUAAAAAAUCCACAAGAAAGAACAUGGGCAAAACCAUACCAAUUUUUUUUUUAAUAAAUAUUUUUUAAACUUUAAGAGUUUUUGGGUACAAAAAAAAAAAAACUUUUUAUGCCAAAUUUAAAAAAAAAAAAAAAAAAGAAUAACAGUAAAUGUAAAGAGGUGUGCCCAUAUUUAGCAUCUCCUUUAUUUGAAAUUAAUGUGCGAUGCCGCACAAAAAAUGUGAUUAUUUUUAAAGAAAAGAAGAUUGCACAUUAUUUUAGGACUACGUAUUUGUUUAUGUGAAAUUUUAUAUUAUGCUAUGCAUAAAAGCCGUUUGAGAUUGAAGAUUUAUUGAGAAAAAACGAUUUCAGCUAAAUGAUAUCGUGAACUGUAAAGAUAUGACAUACAUAAGUAUCGUACAGCUCAUAACAUUCCCAAGCCUCGUAUUACAGGCCAUGAAUAUUUCGAGACCUGUAGUGCUCCCUUUGAACAUUUCUGUGUUCGUCUAUCGCAAGUUCAAAUACUAAAAGCAUAAACAAUAAUGCAGCGACGUCAUUAGGUUGGAAAUAGCUUAGUGCGGAAAACUCAAAUUUUCCCCCACCAAACCCCUCCACCGACCCAAAGACUUUCCAAAUUGACCAAACCAUUUUAAACCGUGACGAUUUCAAGGUCCCCCUCUGCUGAUACGCCGCUCUGGUGGAAGCCCUUUUCUGGUGGAAGCCUGCUGUGGUGGAAUUCUACUGUGGUGGCAUUCUGCUGUGGUGGCUUUCUGCUAUGGUGGCAUUCUGCUUUGUUGGCAUUCUGCUAUGGUGGCAUUCUGCUGUGGUGGGAUUCUGCUUUGGUGGCAUUCUGCUUUGGUGGCAUGCUGCUGUAAUGGCAUUCUGCUUUGGUGGCAUUGUGCUGUAGUGGCACUCUGGUAUGGUGCUUCUCUGAUUUGUUUUUUCCAAAUAAGAUCGGUUAUGAACUCUACUAGGGCAAACUCUGUUACACUUGCAUGUUCACCAUGUUGUUGUCACCAUUCUGCGGCCCACACGCCCGCACAGCACCAGAGACGCUACAGCAGUUAUGUUCAAUCUACAGAGCGCUCCACCGGGAAUGACCGAGGAAAACUCUAGGGCGGGUCCCAGCCUACAUGUCGAUCACAUGUUUGGAGAGGUCCUGGCCAACGUAAUGGGCAACUUCCGGAUUGUGUCAGCAGGCCUUUACUUUGACAGGUAACAAAUGUGACCUAGAUCAUGUUUACUUGGUCAUUAGAAUGGUAGAAUCAAAGUAAAAUAUAAGCUUUGUUCUUAUAAAAAAAAUCUCUGUUCACACAAGGUUUUUAAAAAAUUUCCCGACAGUUUUACUUAUCAAUUGUAUCUUCCUCCCGAGAUAGUCUUAAUUAAAUCUAUUUAAAAUACAAGACGAGGAAAGAGCAUUUAGAAGGUCGGCAUAAUAAUUGCCUACAUUUUAAAAUAGUUUUUUUUUUUAAUGAGUUCUGUAAUCUCCUUUAUAUGGUAAAUAAAAUUAUAGUUCCUUUAAAAAAAAAAGAUUAAAAAAACAACAAAAAAACAAAACAAAAAACAACAUUCCAAUUACUUUUCAUCCGACAGAAAUUGUUUGUAAAUUAAUAAAAGUUGAUUUCUGUUUACAUAAAACUGCAAUGAAUACAACGACACUCUUCUUGCAAUUUCUUAGAGUUGUUUGUUGUUGUUUGUUGUUGUUUGUUUGUGGUCGUUUUUAAUUUUUGUUAUAUUAUGUUGUGGGAGUGGGAAAAUUUUGCAGAUAACAGACGAGAAACCUAAGGUUUCCUAAAGUGAUAAGCUUAGCUUUUGCUGAGAAAGCUAAACAAAUUUUUUUUUUAAUUCAUGCAUUUUAUAAUACAUCUAACUUUGCGCACUGUUUCUGUGCGCAACGACAAAAGGAAACCGUGGCCCAUUCACUCAAUGAUAGCCGACGGCAGCUUUUUGAAUUUUACUUGAGAUGACCACAGGCUGUGUCCAUGUUGGCCAGUAAAUUCCUAUAUCAACUAUUCCUAAGACACAUAUCAAAUGCUCAUUUUGGACUACCCUUUCUAACGUGGAAUGAGUCAAUGAAUUGUUCACUGAAUAAGUCGGACAGUUUCACCUACGUCAAACUUCUGAGGGUGAUAGCAAUGAACAGUUUUGAACACAGGUAUGGUAGCUUUGCCUUCAAGAGGUCAUUGCCAUAGGAGUAAGUCUGACAAAUGAUAGUGAUAGAAAUGAAAAUUCUUGAACACACGUAUGGUAGCUUUGCCUUCAAGAGUUCAUUGCCAUAGGGGCAAGUCUCACAGCUCAUGCUACAUCUCAAGGACUUAGAUUCACAGAGGGAUGGGCUGGUGCUUUGGUGACUGGUCCUUUUAAACGCAACCCACGUGAUAGUCGGCCUAUCAAUCAGAUCCCCUUCACGUUUUUAUAUACUUUGCCUAUUUCCAGUCAGGCAUUCUAUAUAAUGGCUGGUCAAUGAUUACUAUGUCUUAUAUAUUUCACACUUUGACUCAAAUCGUCUAUAGAGUUCCUGUUUUUCCACACCUUACGCGAAAAAAUAAUUAUACUAUUUCGGCCGAAAUUAUUAUUUGUUGCACCAAUGCGCAGUAGACUAAAUCCUUCAAUAACAUGAAAGCUUUGCUGAAGAGAUCCGAAUUACUUUCAUCUUGAACAUCCAGCACUUCGGGCGAAUAAAAUAAUGAUGAGAUGUUGUUUUUUUCCUCGCUGUCAUUCCCUAGAGACGCUUUCAUCGGCCACGACGGUAAGACGAGGGAGUUAUUCGGUCCGUGGGCCUACAAGAAGUCAGGAUCGUUCUACGCCAUCGAUACGGCGGGUCUGACGUCAGCGUAUGUUGACCAAGAUUGGUUUGUCCAGGCCAAGUCAAGGUUUGCCACAAAUGUAUCCGGUGUCAAGACGUUCAAACUCAGGGCGUAUCUAAGGUAAACGUGCUGCUGCGCUGCUGCGCUGCUGCUCUAUGUGUGUGUGUUGACACGCUGUCUAGAGAAUAAAAACAUGGGGUGGAUAUGUUGUUUACGGAAAUCUGUAUAUGGGAAGUACGUUGUUCAAAAAAAUAACAACAUACAUUGAGAUUAGUGUUUUUGUGGUAAUGCAUGUAUUGAUAUGAAAUCUUAAAAAAAUGUAUACAGUUUUAAACAAUAACAGCAAUCGUCGUCUGCUAACAUAGCUGCAUCCAAGAGAGCUGUGAGAAGUACACGCGCAGCAUUUACUUUCUAUGAUAAUUUAACUUAAUUGGGAACCAGUACUAAGUUAUAUCUUAAACUAUUGAGAAAUUCUGUUUUUUUUAAAACUUUGUAUACGUAUAAAUAAACCGUAUACCGAUAGAGAAGGCUCGAGAACUUUGGAGUCAUCAAAACAGACACAGAAAGAAGUGACAAGAUAGACGAAUUUAAGGUCACACAGGGGGUUUAAAAUUAUGGUUUAAAAAGGUUUACUUGGAAAUAGGAGGAGAAUGGUUUGGGGGGGGGGGUAAAUUUAGGGAUUUGUGAAUGAUGGUUUGCUUAAGGGGUACACUGAUAGGUCGCGGGUAAGGAAGUGAUGAGACAGGCCAAACCCGUACAUGGGCUGUAGCGCCACAUGAUGGAAGAGGUGAACAGGUUUUUAACACAAUCCGGUCAAACGGCUAUUGUGAUGUACUAUUUGCCGCCUGAUAGGUCAGACAUAGAGGGUACCAGUACGUCACGGCACGAGAACUUCCCCUUGAUAUACCGGGCAGCGACCUACGAACUGGGCUUCUGGACAAGUCCUCACUUCCGCUGCGACGGGAAAGUGGACCAGUGGGUGAUGACGUACGUUAGUCCGUUUUUCGGAGUGGACUCCAUGGGAACAAAACUUGUGUUCAGGUGAGACAAACGCGCGAUGCUCAGGUGAGACGAAGUUGUGAGUUUGGGUGAGAUGAAGGUGUGCUGAAGAUAUUAGAUAUGCGUUAGGGUGUGUUCCGUAGCACUUUCACAGGUCAUUCUAGUCAUUUAUUUGAUUAAUAGAUGCCUCCGCCAAGAACUGCAAAAAACUGAUAAAUCGUCCAGUAACAGAUUGUGCCACCAAUAACUGGUGCCACAGAUUCUUUGUUUAAAUUGAUUGGUUUCGCUGACGCUAAUGGAUCCUUAUAAGAUUACCUCCUUCUGUUAGUUAGUACUGUAUAAAAUAAUGGGGGUGGGGAGGGGGUGGUAUUGACUUCCAUUUGCUCAGCGUUGCGCCAGCACUGUUUGUUUUCAUUUACUUCCAGGGGCGUCACCACUGUAGAUGUCCCCCUAAACCUCCUGGAAAUUAAUCAGUGCCCACAAGAUUUCCGGGUGGCGAACGCUUUUAAAAACACGGCGAGGUGUGAUUAUUUUUCUACAACAGUAAGUGCCGGUCAACGCCAUUGCACCUACAGGGUUAUAUCAUAGAUGUCUGUUGAAAUGUAUGGACUCUGUGCAACUGAAUCACCAUAAAUCAGUGGCUCACCAAAUGGUCCAUUUAUCCAUCCAUUCUUCCAUCCAUCCAUCCAUCCAUCCAUCCAUCUAUCUCCCCCUCUUUCUCUCUCUUUCUAACUCUCCCUCCUCUCUAUCUUUCUUUCUUCCCCCUUUCUUCUCCUCUCUCACACGCUCUCUCUCCCUCUCUCUCAUACACACUCUCUUUCUUACUAUUUUUCUACCUUCUCUCUCUCUCUCCUUUAUCUGUCUUUUCAUCUCAUUCUACUUAAAGGAUCCCCCAUUUCAAUGUUAUCACCAGUGUUCUCCGCUAGAGGGCUUCCCAUUCACGCGAGGUUCCUAUACCUGCAAAUGUCGCCUAGGAUUUGAAUACUGGCACCUGGACGGCAAGGAGUGGUUCGAAGGUUCAUUUCUAGAACUUGAGUAUGAGAAGAAGAAGGCGGGAAUCUUCAGCAGGUUG